AAAAUGGCGCCGAGGGCCCACCCACCUCUAGUAUACUCCGAGGCCCUUCAGCACCCUGCGCGGCCCCUCAGGCCCGGCCCCACCCUUCACUCUGACCUGUGACCUUCCACCCCCGGACCCUGCUGUGACCUUGCUGACCCCGCCCCAGCCCCUUCUCCCAGCCCCUGACCUCAUCUAGGAUUCCAGGCCUUGACAACUCAUUCAUUUCCGGGUCGUGGCUCCCCCCGGAAAUCGCCUUGGGUGGGGAUGGAGUCCUCCGAGACUUCCCAGCUAUUGCUUCGUUUCAGUGCGCCGGACCUGGGCCUCUUCAGUUCUGGAGAGUUUGGGAGGCCAGCCUGGGGGUCGCGGGAGGAGAGGGGCUUGACAUUUCGACAUGCGGGGCUUUGUCGCCAAAGGAAGUGCGACAUUGCCGACUGCCCUGGUCCCCCAGGGUUCUGACCUCACCCCCCUCCAUUCUGGGGCCCCACCUGUCCCUAAGGGUGAACAGUUCCAUCUCUCUGAUCUUCAGGGCCUGUCCCUGGUAAAUGAGGGUAGUGUUAGUUCGAACCUUACAGAGUUGUGACAGUUUUGGGAACUGAUGUCGCAAAAGGCUUAGGACAGGGUUGGUUAAAUCCUCUCCUAGCUGUCUCCUCAUCUUGAGGUGGGAAUAAUCUGAAACUGGUUGUUGAGAGGUUAAAAAUCCCCUCUGGGCCACUCACUCGUGCUGAGAUUAUGGGUCUUGUGCUUUGGGGGAUCCAUUCCCUACCUGUAAAGUGGGACAGUGACCCAGCCUAAGAGUUGAGCUAAAGCCUUUUCCCAGCCCCCCCAUAUUUGGGAUCCUCAGGGCUGUCAGGGGUGAUCGGAGAUCUGGUUAAGAUAAGUGAAGAUGGCGGUGCCUGUGGCAUAGUCGGUAAGGCGCCUGCCCCAUAUACCAAGGGUUCAAACGCGCCCCGGCCAAACUGCAACAAAAAAAUAGCCGGGCGUUGUGACGGGCGCCUGUAGUCCCAGCUACUAGGGAGGCUGAGGCAAGAGAAUCACUUAAGCCCGGGAGUUGGAGGUUGCUGUGAGCUGUGUGAUGCCACAGCACUCUACCCAGGGCCUUAAAGUGAGACUGUGUCUACAAAAAAAAAGUGAAGAGCCCAUUUCCUCUUGGCCCAGAAGCCCAGCCCACAAUCCACAGUCCUUGGAAUGUGGUGGGAAUGGGCAAAGGAAGAUCUGUCAGAAGAAAAUGAGAAGGUGGGUUGCUAGUGUGCAAGUCACCAACCUUGGGUGUUAACCUUUGUUGCAGUUGUCAUUGUUGUAGCAGGCCCUGGCCAGGUUUGAACCCGCCAGCCCCAGUAUAUGUAGCUGGCACCCUACCCACUGAGCUAUGGGCACCGCCCUUUAUCUUUGAUUUAUUGCUACAACUUCAUCUUCCAUACCCAGUCGUAAGAGGGUACUGUUGGCUCUGCAGAGCACACCUGAAGCCAUCCAUGGCUUCUCACUCUUGUCCUUGUACUGCCACUGCUCUCCCCUCCCCAGUGUCCUGCUUCAGUGCCUGCCCUAGCUUUUUCCUUGGUCUCCUUGCCUUGAUCCCACCCAUUUGGCAAUCCAUAAUUCACCUAAUUCUAGAAUGAGUUUUUAAAGAUAUAGGUCAGAUUGUACCACUUUUAACUUAUGAAACAUUCCAGGGCUUCCUGUUGUAACUGGGAUGAAACUCCAGUUCCUCAGUCCCACUCCCAAGGCCCCUGCUCACCUCUGUGACCUCACCUGCACUCUCUUUACCUCUCCAUCUGUGAACUCCAGCCACACUGGCCUUGUUUUAAGUCAUUCUCAUGUGACCUUCUCCCCCACCCCAGGGCCUUUGUACCUGCUGCUCCUUCUGCCUGGAGUGCUCUUCUUCCUAUGAAUGAGGCCUUUUCUAACCUUGGAAAACCCACACGUCUCUGUCUCCUCUCUUGGCACAAUGUUUCUAUUCCUCUCUCUUUGUUGAGUCACUGGUGCAGGUAGCAGUGGGACUGGCACACAGGUGUUCAGUGCAUGUUUGCUGAGGCAGUAGAUGGCUUCAGGACCCUGCUGUGGCUGAUUUACCUGGCAGAGGCAGAUUUCUUGAAAGGAUUGCCUGUCUACAACAAAAGCAAUUUUAGUCGAUUUCAUGCCGAUUCCGUGUGCAAAGCCUCCAACCGACGUCCCUCAGUCUACCUGCCCACUCGAGAGUACCCGUCUGAACAGAUCAUCGUGACAGAAAAGACAAACAUUCUCCUGCGCUACCUACAUCAGCAGUGGGACAAAAAGAACGCCGCCAAGAAGAGAGACCAGGAGCAAGUGGAACUUGAAGGCGAGAGCUCGGCGCCCCCUCGCAAGGUGGCACGGACCGACAGUCCAGACAUGCACGAGGACACUUAAGACUCACUCCCUACAGGUGCCUUGGCCCUGUCUGCUCCUCGAUCGCCUGCCUGCCUGUCCACCGUGUGUAAGCACCCUGCCCGCCUCCCUGCUGACCCACCCACACCCCGCCGUCCACACCACUUCCAACCUCAUAGGAGCUGAUGUAUUUAUUUUCCUUGAGUUUUUAUUUAUGCUGUAACAUGUAUCAAGCGUUGGUUAAAGGGGAUGUCAGACCCAGUAGUAUGAUGUUGGUAGAUGCUUUUUAAAAAAAACAAACAAAACAGUAACAUUGUUCCUCACCCUUCUUGCCACCCUCACCCCCACCACUUCCUUCUUCCUGCCCCGCUCCCCUCCAGAGAACCAGAGUGUCUGUGAGGGUUUCAUGCUGGGGGUUCUGCUGUGGCCGGGCGGCAGGGGUGGGGGCAGGUGGCCUUGCCCCCCUGGACAGCUGAGCAGCCUUCUCCCCCCUCCCACCCACCGGUGCAGGCCUUUGAGACUCGGCCUUGUCUCACUUCCACCGGGAACUAUUCCAUGCCCAGACCUCACUCUGAGCGUCCGUGCAGGGGAGAAGUCGGCCCUUCCGGAUCUUACUCUUAAGUCAUUUUAUCAUGGACUAGUGUGUGCUCCGUGUCCACCCCAAUAAAAGGAUCUUUCCUACUCGA
Molecule: messenger RNA, 3008 nt
Organism: Nycticebus coucang (slow loris)
Lineage: Eukaryota; Metazoa; Chordata; Mammalia; Primates; Lorisidae
Gene: DDA1
Product: DET1 and DDB1 associated 1
Exons: 5
Coding region: 1999-2364 (121 amino acids)
Biological process (GO): positive regulation of proteasomal ubiquitin-dependent protein catabolic process
Cellular component (GO): Cul4-RING E3 ubiquitin ligase complex
Source: RefSeq, a predicted model, not a curated record